AAAGAGCGUUAACGUGGAGUGUACACUGAAAGCAAAAACCGAAAAGCUUCCUGUCAUUCACACUUCGUCUUCACGCGGUAUCUCUUUUCUCUUUGAAUGAAAAAAAAAGGGGCCAUAUAUUUAUUUCCACAGAAACAGAGAAACCCAAUAAGGGAAAAGCAAAAAAGACACCACCACAAAAUUCUAGAACCAAAGAAACAAAGAACAACGAGAACGGGAGCAUUCGAAGUUGUUAAAGCAGAUGAUGUUGAGAUCGUGGUACAGACCAUUAGAGAGGUGUUUUGGUCGGGUAGCAGGUGGUGGUGGCGGUGAUGGAUUGAUGUGGCAUGCUGAUUUAAAACAACAUGCGUCUGGUGAUUAUUCAAUUGCGGUUGUUCAAGCUAAUUCUAAUUUAGAAGAUCAAAGUCAGGUUCUUACGUCCUCCUCCGCUACUUAUGUUGGUGUUUAUGAUGGUCAUGGCGGUCCUGAAGCUUCCCGAUUUGUCAAUAAACAUUUGUUUCCUUACAUGCAUAAAUUUGCUACAGAGCAUGGGGGGUUAUCAGCUGACGUGAUAAGGAAGGCAUUUAAUGCAACUGAAGAGGAGUUUUGUCAUUUAGUGAAGCGAUCAUUACCAUGGAAGCCACAAAUUGCUUCUGCUGGAUCAUGUUGUUUGGUUGGAGCUAUUUCAAAUGAUGUGUUAUAUGUUGCGAACCUUGGGGACUCCAGGGUAGUUCUUGGCCGAGGAGUUGAUGAGGAUAAGAAAAAAAAGGUAGUGGCAGAAAGGUUAUCAACUGAUCACAAUGUUGCUGUUGAGGAGGUGAGAAAGGAGGUUCAGGCGCUUCAUCCUGAUGAUUCACAUAUUGUAGUCUAUACUCGUGGAGUUUGGAGGAUUAAGGGCAUUAUACAGGUAUCUAGAUCCAUUGGUGAUGUGUAUCUGAAGAAACCAGAGAUUAACAGGGACCCAAUUUUUCAGCAGUUUGGGAACCCUAUUCCUUUGAAACGGCCAGUAAUGAAUCCAGAACCUUCCAUUCUCAAUAGAAAGUUGAGGCCAGAAGACUUGUUCCUGAUCUUUGCUUCAGAUGGUCUUUGGGAACAAUUGACCGAUGAAGCAGCUGUAGAGAUUGUUUUCAAAAACCCAAGAGCUGGGAUUGCUAAGAGAUUGGUGAGAGCUGCUAUUCAGGAGGCUGCAAAGAAAAGAGAGAUGAGAUACGAUGACAUAAAGAAAAUAAAAAAGGGAACGCGGCGGCAUUUUCAUGAUGAUAUCACUGUGAUUGUAAUUUAUCUUCAUCACCAAAAAGGUUCCUCCAAUGGUGGACUAAAGAAUAAUGUUGUUGGCUGCACCAGUGCUCCAGUCGACAUUUUCUCCCUUAAUGCAGAUCAAGCAGAGGUGGACUUGCUUCAAACAAUUUCUUGAACAAGGAAAAACCCUUUGAAGGGGUAAACACUGACUUCUUGAUUUCAAGGUAUAUUAAAGGAGAAUACAUUUAUGUAGAUGAAGUUAUAGCGGGUUCUGGUGUUAGCCUUUUCCAAGUAAAUAUAUAACUAUACUUGUUUCAUUCUAUCAAUGACUGGUUAAUUUUUCAGAAAUUGUAGCACCAAUUUUGUGCCUCUUUUGUAAUCCAAAUUUUAGAAAUUACAGGUCAUCAUUGAUUA
Populus trichocarpa (black cottonwood) is the source of this 1632-nucleotide messenger RNA. Its product is annotated as probable protein phosphatase 2C 63. The transcript is spliced from 4 exons. Bases 242 to 1393 code for a protein of 383 amino acids. Gene Ontology annotation, biological process: protein dephosphorylation. Lineage: Eukaryota; Viridiplantae; Streptophyta; Magnoliopsida; Malpighiales; Salicaceae. The record is from RefSeq and is a predicted model, not a curated record. Gene Ontology annotation, molecular function: protein serine/threonine phosphatase activity; cation binding.